Molecule: messenger RNA, 1318 nt
Organism: Amphimedon queenslandica
Lineage: Eukaryota; Metazoa; Porifera; Demospongiae; Haplosclerida; Niphatidae
Product: neurotrypsin-like
Exons: 7
Coding region: 51-1277 (408 amino acids)
Cellular component (GO): membrane
Source: RefSeq, a predicted model, not a curated record
AAUUUAGCUUCUGCAGUCAGUUUUUUACUCUAUGUUUUGUUCAGUUCAUCAUGGAAUUGUUUGAUCAUCCAGAUGCUCUGGUGCUCCUGUUGGUAUUGCUAAAUCAUGCUAAUGCUCAAGGUGACGGUCCUAGUCUUGGACGAGGUCUUGGAUCAAUUCGAUUAUUUGACAAUCGCACAGAUUUACUGCAUCCAUCAGCUGGGAUUGUUCAGAUCUAUUACUACAGGGCUAAUACCAGUGACAUGGGUUGGGGUAAUAUUUGUGAUAAUAUAAAAGACUCUAAUGAUGAUCUGUCAUUCAAUAUAAAUGAUGCUAGCGUCAUUUGUAAUCAAUUGGGAUAUAGUGGAGCAUUAAAAUUUGAUACCACUACAAGUUUUGGAACCGAUUCCCUUCCUGCUGUUAUUUAUGAUGUUAAUUGUACCACCAAUAAAUACCUGACACUUAGGCAGUGUGCCUUUAAAACCAGUAAUGCCUCAUUUGUCUGUGAAGAUUCUGAUGAUGUGUAUGUUGAAUGCAAUACGACUAGAAUUUGGAGUCGUCCUUAUGCUGGACAGAUUCGUGUACAGGGAAGUGAUUACUCAAAUUUUGGCCGACUGGAAGUAUAUUGUAAUGGACAGUGGGGUACAGUAUGUGAAGAUACUUUUACUGAAAUUGAUGCUAGAGUUGCCUGCCGUCAAUUGGGAUACAGUACAGUUCAAUCAUUUGAGGGAUCUGGGAACCACCUUUAUGGACCAAGCUCUCAGCCGGUCUGGUUGAAUGAUGUUCGAUGCCACAGUUCUCACAAAUGUAUUUCAUAUUGUCAAAUAUGCCCAAGGUCAUCAAGGAACCAUUACUGCAAUUAUAAUGAAGUUGUCAUAUUAGGAUGUGAAUUUAAUCGAAACGCCAUUCAAUCAAGCAACACACUUAGCACCUGUCAGAAUGCUAACAGCGCAGCAGCUAUUCUUGUUAUUAUCAUCAUUGUUGUGAGUAUUAUAAGUUGUCUCGUAUCCACUGCUUGUGUGAUUGGCUUGCCAAUGUGCAUAUGCUUCUGUUUGGGUGUUGGAAUCGGUAGUAGUAGGAGCAAGAAAAAGGGAUAUAAUGUUUCUAAAGCAACUGACCCUAAUGCUGGUGGUCCUAGUGCUGGAGGUGAUGCUGAAGGUGGUAGUCAGCCACCACCUCAAGAACAGGAAAAGCCUCCCCAGGAAGAGGAGAAGUUUCCAGAAGGGAAAACUCCAGAGCAUGAAGAUAAUGAGUUUGAAAUGAAGUCAAAAAAUAAAGAUGAACAACCAGAACAGUGAUUAAUGCUUUUAAUUGUAAUAUAAUUAUAUCCUACUUAUAA